Messenger RNA from Daucus carota subsp. sativus, 2147 nucleotides. RefSeq names its product transcription factor RSL2. Gene Ontology annotation, cellular component: nucleus. Gene Ontology annotation, molecular function: protein dimerization activity; RNA polymerase II cis-regulatory region sequence-specific DNA binding; DNA-binding transcription factor activity, RNA polymerase II-specific. The transcript has 4 exons. The record is from RefSeq and is a predicted model, not a curated record. NCBI's taxonomy places the organism in Eukaryota, Viridiplantae, Streptophyta, Magnoliopsida, Apiales, Apiaceae. The coding region runs from base 984 to 2000 and encodes 338 amino acids. Gene Ontology annotation, biological process: regulation of transcription by RNA polymerase II.
CUCUUCAGAUAUUAUUCUUUCACAAGAAUUAAAUUUUAACUCAUCGAUGAAAAAUCCUAUUUCUAAGUUACGUUACCCGGACUCGAUUAAAAGUGUCCGACAUAAACAUGUAUUCCAGUUUUGAACUUGAUAAUAUUUAAGUAUACUAUGUCCAAGUGUCAAUGACAUUGACACUCGAGGCAAAAUAAAAAGUCGGAAUAAUUUAACUUCUUAGCUAAUAUUUCCUGAUAAUUCCGGUUUCUUCAUGUUCUGGGAAAAACUUCUUGAUUUGAUUAAAGUCUGAAGUAAUUUUCUGGAGUUUUGAACUUUUCAAGAACCAGAUGAAUAUUGAAGUCCAAAUAAUGUGAAUGAGGGGACAAGAACCGAGUUGUGCGCUUACAAUGUCAGUAGAUUACUUGGUACCUCGAAGCUGUCAGAUUCAUCUCCACGAUUCUCUGAGUUCCUCACCCGAAUCAUCUUUCAAUCAACAAAUUUCUUUUAACUAAUCAUACUUUCCAGUUCCCACGUUCUCAGCUCUCAAGAUUCCGCGAGUACCUCUUAAGUACUUAUAAUUUUCCAAAUGUGCUCAGUUUCAUGCUUAAUUGUUUUUAGCCUCUAGUUAAUCAUGAUUAACCCUCUCCCAAUCAUUGUGAUUACGGCAUUCUUAAGGCUAUCGCAAUCGAAUUAAAUUAGCUUCUCUGAGUCUAACAAGGUUUGAAAGGGUGGUGUUAGUUUAAUCCCCUAAUGCAUGUACUUGGUCUAACUAUGAGCUGUAGAGUGGACUCCUGGAGUUUUACAAACAAAUGUUUCUUUGUUUAGUACAGCAUUAGAAAUGUAUGAAUUUAUCGCAAUUUUAUAAUCCAAGUCAAUUUGUGUACUAAUUCUUCUGUAAUUCUACACUAUAAAUAAGUUCUCACUUCUGUUUUAAGUCAAAUCAUAUUAAGCAUCUCUCUAAUUAGCAGCAUUGUCACUAAAUAUCUGCAUUUUUUUUUCUUAUUAGUACAAUGGAGUCUGUGAGAGUUUUUCAGAGUGAAGAUUUUGAUUUUCUGAACAAAAUGUUAGUGUUCGACGAAGAAGCUGAUCCGGCUUUGCAGUUCCUGCCGGGUUAUGGAACUCCUGCAGAUCUCUGGCCUUGUACUGAAGCCAAUGCUAAUGCAAAUUUUGCAUUUUUCGAUGAAAGUUUUAACACUAAUUUCUGUUUUUCUCAAGAAAACACUAAUAUUGGUACUUAUAGUAAUAACUAUGGUGCAUGUUUUCCCCAUCUAAGCCAAGAAACUCCCCAGUUUUGUGAUUCUAACCUCAUCAUGAGUGACAUUCCUGAGUCCAUGCGUUUUUGUGAAAUGGACAGACCAAACAACACACCGCAAUUUUUUCCCGGUGAUCAUGUCAUGCAUGAUGCUGUGAACCUGAAAGUAGAGAUGACAAAUGCAGAGUUAACCGACUUAGGCCUUAAGAGGAAGUUUGAAGUGCCACAACAGCCUGAAGCUGUGUUAAAUGCAGAGAAUCCGAAGAAAAAAUGCCGUGUUCCAAGAGAUAUAUCAACAUGCAAGAAGGUUGUGCAGGCUAAGAGGAAUAGGACUGUCGCUCAAGUUGUCAGCAUCGAUGAAGAUAACACUUGUAACGGUCCAGUUGCACAGAGUUCUAGCAGCUAUAGCUCGGGAGAUGAUUCCAAUACUUCCCAAGAGCUUAAUGGCGGAGCAACCUCAGAUUCUAAAGGCUCUGUAGCUCUCAAUUCGGGCAAAAAGCCAAGAGCUGGUAGAGGAGCUGCAACUGAUCCCCAGAGCCUCUAUGCUAGAAAGAGAAGAGAGAAAAUAAACGAGAGACUGAGAAUCCUGCAAAACCUUGUCCCUAAUGGAACAAAGGUUGACAUUAGCACAAUGCUCGAAGAUGCUGUCCAUUAUGUGCAAUUUUUGCAGCUUCAGAUCAAGUUAUUGAGCUCCGAUGAAAUGUGGAUGUAUGCACCUAUUGCUCACAAGGGGAUGGACAUGGGUCUCUACCAGAACAUUUCUCCGACCCUGUGAUCUUGCAGAUCGGACUUUAUUAAUUGUAACUAUUCAUUAGAAAUUAAUGAUUGUUUGGAAAAAAGAGAGAGAACAAUAUACUCUAUAGAGGCGCAUGUAAACUUUCUGGAUCAAGGGACAAUUCUAUAUUUUGAAUGACAAUAAAUU